Messenger RNA from Acaulospora colombiana, 435 nucleotides. The record is from the annotation of a GenBank genome assembly. NCBI's taxonomy places the organism in Eukaryota, Fungi, Glomeromycota, Glomeromycetes, Diversisporales, Acaulosporaceae.
AUGACCGAGGCCGAAAUCGACUCGUUAGAGCAUCUUGACGAUGCAGAUUACUGGGACUAUGCUAUAUCGGACGAGGAACUCCAGAUACCUCCUUACAUGAUACCACCGGACCCCGAUGAUAAUGACUGUCUUCCAUCGAGUGUUCAUAUAUCCUAUCCUUACGGGGAUCCAACGAGAUUAACUCAUCCAGCCACACAGCCCAAUCGAGUAGUGGACCCCAAUUCAAGAGCAUUAUAUGAUGAACAGGGUGGUAUAGCAAGUGUAAACACCGGGCUACUAUGGAAGGACUUGGCUUUGGAUCUGUUACUUCCGCAUAAUCCGGCCAAGGAGGAAGCAGCCCGUGCGGCCAAGGCACGGCGAUUGGCUAACGGUGCUCAACAAACGGAUGGUGAAGAAAGUAUCCAGGAGGCAGCAGAUGAGGAAGGAUUCAUUUGA